AUGGCAACGAACGAGGAUGAAACCCAAGGCUCCCGUACCACUGCAAACAAGCGAAAAGACGCCUUCAGUGAACUCAUGUCACCAAAAUCCAAGCAUCCAAAAUCAACCGCCAUCACCCCGUCCUCAACCUCAAAGCCAGCCAACUUGGGCAACCCCAAGAACGCUCUACUAGCCUACGUCUUGAGACCUGACAGAUUCCCAGAACAAAUCAUCACUUAUAAUGAAAACACAGUCCUCAUUCGAGACGCUUUCCCCAAGGCCACGCUCCAUCUAUUACUGCUUCCACGGCAUGCCUCCAAGAGAGAUUUACAUCCACACGAGGCAUUCGACGAUCCAGCCUUCCUCGAGAUGAUAAGAGGAGAGGUCACUACAAGUCUCAAGCUGGCAGUUUCAGAACUAUCCCGUCUGAUUGGCCCUUUCUCUGAAACGCACAAGGCCAGGAUCGCUGCCAUGGAGAGCAAUGAUCCUCCAGAUACGCUCCCACCAGGAAGAGACUUUUCCAAAGAACUUCGUGUCGGCAUUCACGCACAUCCGUCCAUGAACCACCUCCACAUCCACAUCGUCAGUCGGGAUAUGCACUCUGCUAGACUCAAGCAUAGGAAGCAUUAUAACAGCUUCAACACCGACUUCUUCAUUCCCUUGGAUGAUUACCCUCUAGCCAAGGAUGAUCGCCGGAGAAGCAUAAGCUACCAGAAUGGGAACUUGAAGGAGGAUUUCAAGUGUUGGCGGUGUGGAAAGAUAUUUGGGAAUAAAUUUGUGCGGCUGAAAGAACACCUUGAGCAGGAAUUUGAAGCUUGGAAGCAAGAAUGA
This is a messenger RNA of Exophiala aquamarina CBS 119918, 810 nucleotides long. Its product is annotated as aprataxin. The record is from RefSeq and is a predicted model, not a curated record. Gene Ontology annotation, molecular function: mismatched DNA binding; single-strand break-containing DNA binding; DNA 5'-adenosine monophosphate hydrolase activity. Gene Ontology annotation, cellular component: nucleus. Lineage: Eukaryota; Fungi; Ascomycota; Eurotiomycetes; Chaetothyriales; Herpotrichiellaceae. The transcript has a single exon. The coding region runs from base 1 to 810 and encodes 269 amino acids. Gene Ontology annotation, biological process: single strand break repair; double-strand break repair.